Molecule: messenger RNA, 753 nt
Organism: Salvia splendens (bonfire salvia)
Lineage: Eukaryota; Viridiplantae; Streptophyta; Magnoliopsida; Lamiales; Lamiaceae
Exons: 1
Coding region: 1-753 (250 amino acids)
Source: RefSeq, a predicted model, not a curated record
AUGAGAAGAGGAAUUCGGGGGAAGGGUCUGUCCUCUCACUUAGACGGAGUUACAGAUUCUCCCUCCCCAACGGAUCUGAACUAUAGUCGAUGGCAACAGCGGGAUGAUUGUUGCUUCAACUGGAUUAUAAGCAACAUCGACGCCAGCCUCAUAAACGAGGUCUCCCAAUACGAAACGGCGUUUGACUUAUGGGACAGUCUUGCCACUACGUACGGGAGUGGCGCCGAACAAUUCCAGAUAUCCAACCUGCACAGACAAGCGUACAACAUCAAACAAGGGGAUUUAACCCUAGAAAAUCUAUGGCAAAAACUCCAGGAUCUCUGGAUAUCCAUCGACACCAGACACCCUAACCCAAUGGACUCACCAGAGAGCAUCGAGAAGUACAACCAAUACAUACAGAGGCAUCGGUUAUACCAGUUUAUCUGGGCACUGGAUGAUACCAAAUACAGCAAAGUCAAGAGGGAUAUUCUCAAUAUGGAUCCAAUUCCAUCAGCAAGGAAGGCAUACGGCCUAGUAAGACGGGAAUCCGUUAACGAGAAACUCCUCACCCUAGACUCCGAAAUCGGAGUCGGCCUCGCAGUGUACGACCGAAGCCGAACCUUCACACCACAAUUCAACCCACCGCCGAGGCAUCCCAACCACCACAAAGACGAAGACAAAAGUAGACUAAUAUGCAGUCAUUGUGGAGGGAAGAACACACCAGAUAUACUUGCUUUCAUAUCCAUGGAUUCCCGGAGUGGUGGGAAGAAAUGA